Molecule: messenger RNA, 4178 nt
Organism: Cyphomyrmex costatus
Lineage: Eukaryota; Metazoa; Arthropoda; Insecta; Hymenoptera; Formicidae
Product: histone-lysine N-methyltransferase 2D
Exons: 8
Coding region: 653-3676 (1007 amino acids)
Source: RefSeq, a predicted model, not a curated record
CAAGACAUAAUACGGUCCUUCACCCUACCCCAUUAUAAGAAAAUAUGAAGAAAAGAAGUGGGUUCCUUCUUUGUUGACGUUCACCAGCCUACCUGGUGGCUGUCUCCCACUUGACGGACCGCGAGAACUCUUCCCGCAUCGCAGAGAAGUAAAACUCUCGGACGUUUUCCGAUCUCCAACAGUCCCGAACUUGUCCCCGUCAACGCGCGAACUCGUUAGGUCCCGCAACUGGUAACUAGCGUAUCGGCUCAGCCACUUCCUGAUCUCGUUUCUUUCUAGACACAGAGAGAAAGAAAGAAAGGAAGACGCCACUCUGAAUUCAAUGCCUGAUACCUCCUGGACACGAGAAACGCUUGUCCGCGUGAUCAAGCGAGAACACCGAUAAGAUCAAGAAAGCAAAGAACAAACGUCAAAAACAAUAGGGAUACCUUGCGUCUGAUCACACGAGAGAAAUUUUUUAAGGGGAAGGCAGAAUUCAUCUUUAUUUAUAAGGAUUGUCGACUAAGAAAGGCUGCCAAGAGAGCAACUGUAAAUUAGGCAAGAGAGGAUUUUCUGAUGUACCGGUGGUGAAAUUUGAUAGAAGGAUACAACAGGUGCUUCAUCGUAGUGUGGACGUCGAUUUAAAGCCGGGAACAGAGUUUAUCCUUCCGUGAUGAGGCAGAGAUACUUCUUGUGCUUUUUGUGGACCGCAUUGAUACUGCGGGGAGACAUCCUUGUGGCAGCUGAGGCCGAUCCAGCAAUUUUAAAUGGUGCUGACUUGCCCCAUCUUCAACAGGGCCACAUCGUGAACGAUCCGCGACCUCGUCUCUCGGCUUCCCAACAAGCCCAGAUACUGAGCGAUGUGCAGCAACACCAGCAACGAUAUCGGCAACGUCCCACUCAGGACUUCAAGAAUCCGCGAGUAAAUUUUCCCACAUUCGAACAAGCACAGUCCAGUACGCCAUUCUCCUCCCUGGCCAAAUAUAAAGUUGAUCGAGCGAAGCAACAAUUGCAACAGUUGCAGCAGCAGCAGCAACAAGUGCAGCAGCUUCUGCAACAACAACAACAAAAGGUCGCCCAACAGCUCGGUACUUCAAACUUCGUGAACGGUGGUGAAGGCGGCAUACAAUCGCCGCAAUUUCAACGGCAGCAAUAUCUGCAACAACAACAGUACAACAACCACUACAAUCAGAAUGGUUUCCAGAAUCUUCGACAAGACUUGUCGCAACCGCUGUUCAGCAAUCAGCACACAAUACAGUUACAGGAGUAUCUCGAGAAGCAACGUGAGUUGGAGUUACUCCAGAAACAGCGGCAGCAAUUGCUGUACGAGCAACAGGAAUUGCGUAGGCAGCAGGAAUUGCUACGGCUUCAGCAACUUCAGAGGCUCACCUCCACUACACCAUCUCCACCGACCACGAUAUCAACUCCGAUCGCUGUCAGCACCACUUCCGUGCCGUUGCUGCUGUCCUCACCGACUGCGCGACGUAUUACGCCGUCGGAAGCGGAACUUUUUCUUAAAGCAAUUGCUAACCAUCAAAAGAAAUACACAACGACAGCAGCGAGCACAAUUGCAACGGCUACUACAACCACUACUACACCUCCACCAGCCAGACGUUUAAUUACUAAUACUCAUCGAGAGACGGAUAUACCAGAAAACCUGCUCAGCCUGGUCCAAGAUCAAGAGAGUCAACUGUUGCAGCAAGGCAAAUCGAAGCCACAAAUUAAAGUAAUCUAUCAGACCGAAAAACCUAGUACAGCUAGACAGAAUUCUGGCGGUAGAAGCAGGAGUUCUCAACUAUCCGAGCGGGAACUGUUGCUGAAGCAACUCAAACUCGCUCUAGCUCAGUCCGGCGAUGAUGACGUUGUCAGGAAUGUCACUACUAGGGAUCUGAUAUUGCCAAAUGGCAAAAAAAUUCAGGUCAUUCACGCGCCAAACGGCUUAUCUUCCAUUUCACCUAGUGGAAGUCCCACCAUUUUAACAUCGGCUGUGCCGUCCUCGACGACUAUCAAGCCACCAAAAGCACUCUUCGAGGAGUUGACGAAGGGUGGCGUGCUGCCACCGGGUGCCGAUUUUGAGGUCAUCCGACAGAAAAGCGAUGGCAAGCUCGAGGAAGUCGGUAAAACACCGAUCAUUCAAAAUCUACCAGCGAAGAAGGUCACGUUCGUCCUGCUGGAGGAGCAGCCAGACGGUAGUUACAAAGUGCAAGGUGUCAAGGGUAAUGCCAACGACAAGGAGAGCGGUAGUGACGUCGAAUCCAUCGUUGAAAAGAUCAAGAAGGGCGAACUAAAGCUGCCACCCAGCUCUCUUGGACCGACCACGCAAUCUUCCACGCUAGAACACCUCGAAUCCAACCUCGAUCCGAAUCUAAUAGUGUCCACUGGUACAUCCAGGACACCAGUAUCAUCUGUUCACUCCGUUAGCACGACGGCGGCGACCUUCAGACCCACCACCGUCAGAUCUACCUCGACCAGAUACAGCGAAAGCAAGUCGUCAACGACGGAAUACAUUCCUUACGUCACAGUAUCGCCGAAUUCGGUGUCCACGACUGACAAAUACGUGACCUCGGCGUCCAGCGUCACGGGACACGUGUACAACGCUUUGAAUCCUAGCCCGACGAAGACGACCCUGUCAGAUCACAUUCCGAGGGUGACUACCAAGUACUCGUCGUCUACCAGAAGCCAGUUCAUUCCAACGAUGGCACCGGUGAACGAAAUUGUAACGACGACGGCAACGACUCCGACAUCUUAUCACACAUCAAAUUCUUACGCCUAUUUCUCCAAACAUUCGUCCCCAGAGACCUCGGCGGAAGCCGUUAAGUCUCAAACUUUACAGGAAAAUCUAGCUACAUUAUUGAAAAGAGAGGGCCUCUACGCUAUGGCGAAGUAUCUGAGACAGUCGGGAUUGGACACCGUGUUGAAUGAAACUGGUCCAUAUACCAUAUUCAUUCCUACGGACAAAGCCUUCAGGACGUUACUGGUGCAGCUGGGAGGACCAGAGAAAGCUGAGCAGAAGUUCCACGACAAUCCGAGACUUCUAAGUGGGCUCCUUCUUCAUCACGUUAUACCGGGGGCCUUCAGAAUAGAUUCUCUGCAGGACGAGAUGACCGGCGUCAGUCUCGCAGGAACGCAAUUGCGAGUGAACGAGUAUGCGAUGCAGGAUCACGAAUGGAACGAUGUAAAAGUAACGACGAUAAACGGGGCGCGUGUCGCGCCCAAUAAACGAGAUAUUGAGAUACCCCAAGGUAUUGCCCACGCCGUUGACAGGGUCAUGUUCCCGCUGCCGGUCGGCGAUUUGGUGCAAACUCUGCAAGCCGAUCGCGAGAGGAGGUUCACUACGUUCCUCAGAAUGCUACACGUGUCGGGUUUGGAAGACACGCUCACAGGGCCGAAGACGUUUACUAUCUUUGCACCGACCGAUUCUGCUUUCACCGAUACGUCCACAAAGAACGGCGUCCCAAUUUGGACCGAGGAGGAUGGGCCGGAAGCAGCGAAGACGAUAAUUUCACGACACGUCAUUCCCACGACUCUUUAUACGGCUGGAAUGAGAUAUUAUAUUCAAAAAGAUACCCUUCGUCCACAGUCGCCAAUUCAUAUUCACAAAAACGGUGGACGAGUACGAGUAAACGAAGCACAUGUCGUAACGCAUAAUGUGCCAGCAACGAACGGUGUGUUACAUGCUAUUGACGGUGUACUAUAAAACGGUAGUUCGUAAUGAAUGCAAAUUGACGAUUAAGAUGCACAAGUUGCAAUCAUGCAGGUGAUAAUUGUUUGAUAAUUUAUAACAUUAAACGCAAUCGUAUUUAUAAUUUCUGAAACACUAAAGAACUCGAUAUAUCAAGUGAAUAUAAAUUACUUGCGUAAAUGCGGCGAAAUGUGUGGCUUAAAUUGAAUUGUAUCAAAGUGAUUAUAAACUCUAUAAACAGAUCGUCGUACUGUGCGAUUAGAUUCAAUCACCGACAAAUUGAAAUGAAUAUUAUGCCAUAGGUGUCGCGAAAUCAGAGGAAAAAGUAACGAGACCAUUUUAACGUAUGUGUAUACAUAUUAAUUUAUAUAAGAUAAGCAAAAAAAAACCAGAGAUUCGUAUACUCGUGCCAUGAGACUCAUGAGCAAGAGUACGGGAUAUUAAUCACUGUUGUAUAGAAUGGUAAUGCAAUAUCAUGUUUAGUUCUUAUAUAGUUCAUAUCUUUUUAUAAAUAAAU